This is a messenger RNA of Exophiala aquamarina CBS 119918, 1299 nucleotides long. RefSeq lists its product as uncharacterized. Gene Ontology annotation, biological process: chromosome segregation; CENP-A containing chromatin assembly. Bases 1 to 1299 code for a protein of 432 amino acids. Lineage: Eukaryota; Fungi; Ascomycota; Eurotiomycetes; Chaetothyriales; Herpotrichiellaceae. The transcript has a single exon. The record is from RefSeq and is a predicted model, not a curated record.
AUGGCCGCCAGAGCACUGAACCGACUUUCUCGAGAGUCUAUUCUCAACUUGGUACGGAUAUGGCUUCACGACACGCACUGUUCGCCAUACCUCGUCCAAAACCGCAAUUUCCUCGAGGCUGAUGAAGAGGACUACUUCCAUUCCCCAGCCGAGAAUGUCGAGGCUUUGCGCGCAAUCUACAGAAACCUGAAGAAAACCACCAACUCUUGCACCAAAAAGGAUGUUAUUGAUCGAAUUAUUGACGGCGAUUGGCGGAGAGGCUUGUCCUUGCAUCAACAUGCUAUGAUCGAUAUGGCAUAUCUAGAGCAAGCCGAUACCGCUCUUCGAUGGAGCGCGCUGCGUCUCGUCCCUCUAGAUCCCGACGAAUUGAAAGAGGAGGAGCCAAAAGAACUGCAAGCUAGACGAAAGAGACGGAAGUUGAAUGACCUCGACCCUGAUCGCAAAUAUCCGCAGGUUUCUCCGCCUGCGUUCCUCGCUGCGCUCAAGGCUGAGAUCUCCCCCCUCGUCAAAGCGCAUUAUCACUUGCAUCGGCUGCCUGCACCUUACAAUAUGUCGGUCGUAAGAUUGUACAUAAACUCCUUGUCCACCUUUCGACCAUGUCCAUCUCAGAUACCCCGACGUGCCAAACAUGCUACCAACACCGCGAGAGUCAUGUACAUUGCACUUCCAGAGAGCUGUCCGUACAUAUAUGUUUCUUUGUCUGGAUCCACAGGUUCAGGUUUGCGAUCAAAGGCUUCAAGACAUUCCAGAGGGAAGAUCACCACCAAAGUGGACCUGGCAGCAAUGAAGAAGAUUGUCAUCGAGGCCAUCCCAAAAGCCCUGUCACGACCACAACACAGAUGGGCUCUGGAAUCUACAAAACUCACUGCUCGGUCACUUCAGAGUCUCGCUGCUCUUAGAGGAAACGUCGAUCCUGGUUCAGGCGGUGGGGCCUACAGUGUGUUCUGUUCAACGGGCACGUCGUCGACUACAAGUCCAGUGGAUGUUCAGUCACGACAAUUAAGGCAAGGAGAGAAGGAGACAGCACUGAUUGAAACAAGAUUUGGCUCAAUGGAUGGCCCUCAUCAUGCAGCCUUGGACCGUGUACAUGUGACUAUUCAAAAUGCAGCAAAAGUUGGUGAGACAGACGAUGCGAACAUGGAGGACAUUGACGCAGCCCCCAUCGGUUUGAACUUUUCUGGCAAUGAUAUUUUCUUAGGCGUGAAGAAGCUUGCAGAAUUGGGCGACGAUUACCUGAAUUUGGCUAACAUGCCUGCAUGGAUGACUGGAGAAUUGGGUAUCAGCAGUCUGAAAGUGUAA